CUGGUGACGCUGGUGUUAUCUCACUUUCAAUAACCCGCCUCAAGAAAACCAGUAAAGCGUGGAUCGAUUACACUUUGUUUUCCCAGGGUUCAAGACCCGUUAGGUAGGAUUUACUCCAGUAGGAGUGACAGACGAUAAGUGUAUGAAAAUGAUGGACAGGCUUAGCAAGAGUAAGGUCAGGUCAGGAUAGGGUGGCGGGUGCAUUGCUGGGAGAACAAUGCCCAAACACUGCAGCUGAUCUGGGUCCGUCUGCCUACAGAAGUCAGGUGGAUCAACUCUUCCAGCGGCAGACUCCAGUUUCCAAACUCCCCUGAAGCAAUGUUUCUAUGGGUGGGACCUAAAGCCACAGACAGACAGACUGAAAGGAAUUCUAUUUAUCAGAGGAUUCGGGACUAUGAGGUCCUGGACAGACGGAGGACAGUGACGGCUCUGAGGGCAGGCGAGGACAGAGCCAUCCUGUUGGGCCUCAGCAUGGUGAUUUUCUCUCUAAUGAUGUACUUUGUCCUCGGUAUCACCAUACUGCGGUCUUACACUGACAGUGUGUGGACAGAAGAGGAUAGCUGCACCAUAGUGAACUCCACCAUAGUAUGGGACGUAAACUGCUCAUACAGCUGUGGGGUAGACUGCUGGAAGCGUUCCCGUUACCCGUGUCUCCAAGUCUAUGUCAGCCUAAACUCCUCAGGAAGGCUGGUGAGAUUGCUGCACAACGAGGAGACACAGAGUGGCAACCCUGAGUGUUUCUACAUUCCAAAGUGCCAUAAGAACUACGCUGCGACACACGCUAUAGUUCAGAACAUUUCCCAGCGACUCAGGUCUCAGCAUACAGUCCAGUGUUACGUCAACCCGACGGAGAAGACAGGGAGCGCCAUCAUGACACAGAUUUAUGGUCGGAUCGCUGUCUUUCACUCUUUAUUUUGGCCAACCUUCUCUUUGAUUGGAGGAUCUGUGAUCAUCGCCAUGGUGAAGCUAACCCAGUACCUCUCCGUCAUGUGUGAGAGACUCAGCCGCAUCAAAAGGUGAAGCCUACGAGGCGGCGGGUUUCAGAUCGGAGCUCAAGGACUAAUUUAAAGGUUUGAUCGCUCCGUCCGACUCAGUGAUCAAAGAAAAAAGGGACGGUAGAAGACAGCUGACUGAUGGAUGACAUCUAUGCAGAACAAAGACUAUUUCAAAACAUCAAAAAUGU
Messenger RNA from Cyprinodon variegatus (sheepshead minnow), 1183 nucleotides. RefSeq names its product potassium channel subfamily M regulatory beta subunit 2 (gene kcnmb2). The transcript is spliced from 5 exons. NCBI's taxonomy places the organism in Eukaryota, Metazoa, Chordata, Actinopteri, Cyprinodontiformes, Cyprinodontidae. Gene Ontology annotation, biological process: potassium ion transport; detection of calcium ion. Gene Ontology annotation, molecular function: potassium channel regulator activity; calcium-activated potassium channel activity. Gene Ontology annotation, cellular component: membrane; voltage-gated potassium channel complex. The record is from RefSeq and is a predicted model, not a curated record. Bases 319 to 1020 code for a protein of 233 amino acids.